UAGCAGAUGCGAUUGAAACCCGUUUAGUGGGCUAGGCAACUUCGGCGCAGUAUAAAAGGCCGACGGCUAUGGUUUCGUUUUGAGAAGCUGCUCUAAAAUGCUGAAAUAUACCCUCAUCUUUGCCCUGUUCGUCGUUUUGGCCAGCUGCAGUGAGGACGAUCUGCAGGCGCAGCUUCUGAAGUCGGAGAACAAGCAGAACCUGGACGGAGCUGGGCAGUUCCAGCAUGAGAUCACGGUCAGCAAUGGGAUCCAGGUGAAAGCUCAAGGCAAUGUGAACGGCAUCCAGGGCGAAUACUUCCUUCCCGGCGAAGAUGGCAAGCAAAUUCGGGUUACAUACACCGCAGAUGCAACCGGCUUUCAUCCGAAGGUCGAGGAGUGAUCGAGUGGCUUUGACAAUUUAAAUUAAUAAUUUAUAUACGCCGGUUUUUUCCAUAAAAUUAGAUGUGAGAUAAA
Messenger RNA from Drosophila erecta, 453 nucleotides. It is a transcript of the gene Cpr60D, whose product is annotated as pupal cuticle protein Edg-78E. The transcript is spliced from 2 exons. Bases 98 to 379 code for a protein of 93 amino acids. NCBI's taxonomy places the organism in Eukaryota, Metazoa, Arthropoda, Insecta, Diptera, Drosophilidae. The record is from RefSeq and is a predicted model, not a curated record.